UCAUACACUUCCGGUUUCAAUGUUUACAAAAAGUGUUGUUAUUAUCGAUAGACAAAAUAUUAAAUAAAAAGCUUUUCGAACGUUAAAAUGCCUAUGUUAAAAGAACCAAAGGCGAAGCAGCCUUUGUGGAAGGAAAACGAUUAUAAAGCUCAGAAAAAGGGCAUUCGUAAUACGGUUUAUUCAGUUAAUGGUGACCAGUACACAGGAGAAUGGCUGAAUAAUUUAAAAGACGGUAAAGGUACAUACAAAUGGAAAGAAAGUGCCUGUAUAUAUGAUGGAGAUUGGAAAAAGGGAAAACGAAAUGGAUUUGGAACAUACAGUCGACCAGACACCAAACAUAAAGGGCAGUUUGUGAAAGAAUAUUCAGGAGGAUGGAAAAAUGAUAUGCGUCAUGGCUAUGGAACCAACUUCUACACAGAUGAAGAGUACUAUGAAGGGGAGUGGUAUGGGGACAAGCGAAGUGGUUGGGGAAGAAUGUAUUAUAAAGAUGGCACAAUUUAUGAAGGCGAGUGGUAUGAUGACAAGCGCAAUGGUCAAGGCAUGCUCAGAUUACCAAAUGAAAACAGAUAUGAAGGUUCUUGGAGAGAUGACAAGAAAAAUGGACCUGGUAAAUUUUAUUACCUAACCAAUGGACAGCUUUAUGAGGGGGUGUGGGUGGAUGAUAUUGCAAAGUGUGGAACAAUGAAGGACUUUGACAGAAACAAUGCACCUGAACCAACACAGUACCCCAUUCCGAAGGUUGAACUGGCCAGUGUUAGUGGAGUAUUACAGGAAUCGGAGGAGCAGUUUCUACAUGAUCAAGAAUAAGUUUUAGUCCAAUAUAAUAACUUUAAAGGUCUCAUUGUCAUGAACCAUAUUUUAUAUGUCCAGGAAUAUAUUUAAAAUAUUCGUUUUUGUCUUCGUUUACCGAAAACACCAAUAUUCAAAUUUUAAUUAUUUGAUCAUGGAUCAAUAUUAUAGAUGUGCUUACACAACAAUGGACUGUGUAAGUGCAGAGCAAACUUCUUCAUAAAAAUAAAUGCCAAACAUUUAUACCCUUUUAUAUUACCAUGUUUUGCAUUCAAGCAGAGUUUGGGGUUUUAAAAUUUCUUAAUAAUGGGAUUUUGUGAUAUUUUUUUUUUGGUAUUUUUACCGAUUGUUCUUUACAAUAUUAUAUUGUUUUAUAUUAUUGUCAUCAAUAAAAUGUUUACGAAAUCAAGUUUUCUCCGUUUUUAGUUCGA
Mya arenaria is the source of this 1220-nucleotide messenger RNA. RefSeq names its product MORN repeat-containing protein 3-like. The coding region runs from base 88 to 807 and encodes 239 amino acids. The record is from RefSeq and is a predicted model, not a curated record. NCBI's taxonomy places the organism in Eukaryota, Metazoa, Mollusca, Bivalvia, Myida, Myidae. The transcript has 5 exons.